AGUGUGAGUGUCUAUGUGAGUGAGUGACGUUGAUCAGCCGCGCGGCUUCCCGGUUGAGUGCCCCGCGUCGCCGUUACGUAGCGGGCCCGAGGUCCGCCCCCGCGCUCCCCGCGAUAUAAACCCCGGCCCCCCGGGACACGCAGAGUCGCGUCCCGCGUGGCUCCAAGUCUCCGUGUUACCCAGUCCCCGUGUCUCCCGGUAGCCCAACCGACCCCGCAUGUUGACGGUUCUCCCCGUGCCCGUGUUCCCGCGUCUCUCUGUCCCCCCACCCGUGUCUUUGUGUCUCCUUCGAGUCCCAUUGUUUCUGGCUCCGAGGUCCCCACACUCCGUGCGCGCGCGCGCGCGUGAACCCCGAGCUCCGGAUUUGGACCCCGCAGACUCCGCUGGGCCCCUGCCCGCAGCGUUCGCGGACAUGCUCGGAGCUGCCCCGCGGCGGCGGCGGCGUCUCUAGCGUCGCCUCUCCACCGCCUCCAACCGGGGCGGGGGUGGAGGAGGAGGAGGAGGGCGCCUCCCGCACCGCCUCCCCCCGGGCCACCCGGCACCCUCGCCGCGCGCCCCCACACCGACGAUGUCCUCCACGGGCCUGGAGAUUCUGGGCUUCUCGCUGGGCGCGCUGGGCUGGCUGCUCGGCGUCGUGGCCUGCGCGCUUCCCACGUGGCGCGUCACCGCCUUCCUGGGCCAGACGCUGAUCGUGGCGCAGAGCACCUGGGAGGGCCUGUGGAUGAACUGCGUGGUGCAGAGCACGGGCCAGAUGCAGUGCAAGGUGCACGACUCCAUGCUGGCGCUCAACGGCGAGUUGCAGGCGGCUCGCGCGAUGACGGUGCUCGCCAACCUCCUCGCCCUGCUCGCGGUCGGCGUGGCGGCCACGGGCAUGCGCUGCACGACGUGCGGCGACGAGGACGGCUCGGCCAAGGGCCGUCUCACGGCCACGGGAGGCGUCGGGUUCGCGCUGUGCGGCCUCCUAAUGCUCGCGCCCGUGUCGUGGACGGCGCACAACAUCGUGCGCGACUUCUACGACGUCGGCGUCCCCGUCACCCUCAAGCGGGAGCUCGGCUCGGCCCUGUACGUCGGCUGGGGGGCGGCGACGCUGCUGUUUCUCGGCGGGGGGCUGCUGUGCUGUUCGUGGCCACGACCAGAGCCUGGUCGGCCCCGGCCCUUUUACGGCCUCCAGCCGGGCGGGUUGGCCAUGCACGGGACCGGCCCGAACGCUCCCGGGGCCCCGUUGCCGCGGAUGCACUCGGCGGUGGCUGCGGCGGCGGCGGCGGCGGCGGCGGCAUACAGCGCCCCGCCGUACGAGGCCGCGCCAGCACCCUGCAACGGCAAGCAAAGUUACCACGUGAAGGAGUUCGUGUGAGUGGAGCGACCUCCGUGGGGGUGGGGGGGAUGGAGACGUCGUGGGACGUGCGCGUUCACUUGGAGCAGCCCCUCUCGCCCGCAGCGAGUCCGCAAUGCACAAUGCCGCGCGCGUGAAACCCCUGGAUUUGUGUUUGUUUACGGCGACGGGGAAGGGUGCGUGGAGUGGCCACGCCGGGCUGGGUGAACUGCGCGUGCCAGUUCUGUGUGCGGGGGCGGGGGGGGGGCCCACUCGUGUCGUCGUGAGCCGCGUUGGUGUUGACGAAACCAUGCUCGCGUCUGUCCACUUGACGCCAGGAGUUAGAUUAUGGAGUUUAACCGAGCCACGUGUGACGUAAAGAGAGAAAGAGAGCACGCGACUUGUGUUAAGCUCGUCAUCCCAUCAGGAUCACCGCGCAGACGCCGAGAGACACGGAUUGCCAUCCACUCAAGGCCGCCUGCUAGCCCGGCCACUGAGCACCUCGUUGCAUUCCUCCAGACAGAGCCCACGGCUGCAACACGCGUAUACCCCACCACCCUGUCAGCUGUCUUGUCAAGACAAAGCCACGUGGACACCCGAAGAACAACCUCCUUGAGGGAAUUCACCUUGAGAAGCUCCACCUUGAGAUGCCCCACCUUGAGAUGCUCCACCUUGAGAUGCUCCACCUUGAGAAGCCCCACCUUGAGAAGCUCCACCUUGAGAUGCUCCACCUUUAGAUGCUCCACCUUGAGAAGCUCCACCUUGAGAAGCUCCACCUUGAGAUGCUCCACCUUGAGAAGCUCCACCUUGAGAUGCUCCACCUUGAGAUGCUCCACCUUGAGAAGCUCCACUUUGAGAUGCUCCACCUUGAGAUGCUCUACCCUGAGAAGCUUCACAUGGAGAUGGUCCACCUUGAGAAGCUCCACCUUGAGAUGCUCCACCUUGAGAUGCUCCACCUUGAGAAGCUCCACCUUGAGAUGCUCCACCUUGAGAUGCUCCACCUUGAGAAGCUCCACCUUGAGAAGCUCCACCUUGAGAAGCGCCACCUUGAGAAGCUCCACCUUGAGAUGCUCCACCUUGAGAAGCUCCACCUUGAGAUGCUCCACCUUGAGAAGCUCCACCUUGAGAAGCCCCACCUUGAGAUGCUCCACCUUGAGAAGCUCCACCUUCAGAUGCUCCACCUUGAGAAGCUCCACCUUGAGAAGCCCCACCUUGAGAAGCGCCACCUUGAGAAGCUCCACCUUGAAAUACUCUACAUUGAGAUGCUUCACAUUGAGAUGCUCCACCUUGAGAUGCUCUACCCUGAGAAGCUUCACAUGGAGAUGGUCCACCUUGAGAAGCUCCACCUUGAGAUGCUCCACCUUGAGAUGCUCCACCUUGAGAUGGUCCACCUUGAGAAGCUCCACAUUGAGACGCUUCACAUUAAAAAGCUCCACUUUGAGAUGCUUCACUUUGAGAUGCUCCACCUUAUGAUGCUCCACUUUGAGUUGCUGCACCUUGAGAUGCUUCACCUUGAGAGACGUCACCUUGAGUAGCUCCACCUUGAGAAGCUCCACCUUGAGGAGCUGAUGUUGGCCCACGUGUCCCUCUCGUGGCAGUGCCCACGGGGGGAGGAGUCUCCACGGUCUCCACGGUCUCCGUGGUCUCCGUGUGGAUGCGCACGAAGCUGUGAGGCCCCCCGCGUCUCACAGCCGCCUCCUGCUUGUCCAAGCGACGGCCACGCGAUACAACUGAACCUUAUGGCGGUACCCCGGGGUUCCAUAGUACCCCGGCUCUCGCAUAAUGUGCGUGAUGCAGUCAUGUUUAGUCUGUGUUGAUGGUCGGCGAUGCGGCAAUCGACUCAUCUCGACGAGCUGUACUCACGAUGCACCACCACGUCCUUGCUGCGUUUCGACUUUGCGGAGUCGCACCGAUUUCGGAUUGAUUGGUGCCCCAGUCGUCGCGGAGUUAAGUAACACCCCUGGAAAAAAUAGUGUCCCAGAAAUACAAUAUUUAAUUGCCUCGGCCCAUUUUGUAUUAUUUGGUACCCCGGGGUACCACCACCAGGAACAAAUGUCCCGCGCAUUUAUUCGAGGCUUUAAUAAUAAUAAUACUUCACAAUAGUAGCCGGAGCAUUACGAUUGGGAAGUACGAUUGUUAUUUACAGAACGCCACGUUGAAACCGUGAGUGCUGUGUAAUGGUGAAGUGUUAAGGCAACGUACUCUGAUGGUAAAGUAACAUUAUGGUGAGGUAAGUACCUGCGCUUGUGAAGUAUUGUAAGGGUGGCGUGAGCUCUACGAUGGUGAGGUGAGCUCUGUGGUGGUGAGGUGAGCUCUAUGAUGACGGAUUAUGAUGAGGUGAGCUCUAUGAUGGUGAUGAGGUGACCUCUAUGAUGGUGAUGAGGUGAGCUCUAUGAUGGUGAUGAGAUGAGCUCUAUGAUGACGGACUAUGAUGAUGUGAGCUUUAUGAUUAUCUGAGUUCUAUGGUGGUGAGGUGAACUCUGUGGUGGUGAGGUGAGCUCUAUGAUGACGGAUUAUGAUGAGGUGAGCUCUAUGAUGGUGAUGAGGUGACCUCUAUGAUGGUGAUGAGGUGAGCUCUAUGAUGGUGAUGAGAUGAGCUCGUUGAUGACGGACUAUGAUGAUGUGAGCUUUAUGAUUAUCUGAGUUCUAUGGUGGUGAGGUGAGCUCUGUGGUGGUGAGGUGAGCUCUAUGAUGACGGAUUAUGAUGAGGUGAGCUCUAUGAUGGUGAUGAGGUAACCUCUAUGAUGGUGAUGAGGUGAGCGCUAUGAUGGUGAUGAGAUGAGCUCUAUGAUGACGGACUAUGAUGAUGUGAGCUUUAUGAUUAUCUGAGUUCUAUGGUGGUGAGGUGAACUCUGUGGUGAUGAGGUGACCUCUAUGAUGGUAAUGAGGUGAGCUCUAUGAUGGUGAUGAGAUGAGCUCUAUGAUGACGGACUAUGAUGAUGUGAGCUCUAUGAUGGUGAUGAGGUGAGCCCUAUGAUGGUGAUGAGGUGAGCCCUAUGAUGAUGAUCAUAUAAGCUCUUUGAUUUUCUGAGUUCUAUGGUGGUGAGGUGAGCUCUGUGGUGGUGAGGUGAGUUCUAUGAUGACGUACUAUGAUGAGGUGAGCUCGAUGAUGGUGAUAUGAGCUAUAUAAUGGUGAAGUGAGCUCUUGUGAGGAUGAGGCGUGGAAUAUGAUGGUGGGUUGAGAGCUCUAUGAUGGUGAUUAGGUGAGCGCUAUGAUGGUGAUGAGGUGAGCUCGAUGCUGGUGAUGAGGUGAGCCCUAUGAUGGUGAUAAGGCGAGCCCUAUGAUGGUGAUGAGGUGAGUUAUAUGAUGGUGAUGAGGUGAGCGCGAUGAUGGUGACGCGUCGGAGUGGUGGCGCUGAGAUGCGUGAUGUUCGUGUUGUGGUAACGAUGUUAUCGAUGUGCUUGUAAUACAUUUAGGCACGCGUUUUAAUCAUUAAAAGCAACGCGGAGGGGGGUGGGAGCGGUGGGGGAUUGUGGAGUCGAGCGCGUCGGGGUUGGUAGUUACUUAGUGACACUUUAAUUAGUUUUAAUUGGGAGCCGCGAGGCAACACUGGGUGUUGAUCAGCGGCGCGUGGCGUUUUUCUUCACUGUGUCUCGCUGCUGCUGAUGUUGUUGUUGUUGUUAGCGUGCGAAGUUGGCUGAGCCCCGUUAAGAAUCGUUGUCGUACGUCCCGUGAUUGUCUGUGUUCGCGCACCUGACAAGCAUUAAAGCUUAAUCACUGA
This is a messenger RNA of Petromyzon marinus (sea lamprey), 5034 nucleotides long. Its product is annotated as claudin-9-like. Lineage: Eukaryota; Metazoa; Chordata; Hyperoartia; Petromyzontiformes; Petromyzontidae. The record is from RefSeq and is a predicted model, not a curated record. Gene Ontology annotation, molecular function: structural molecule activity. Gene Ontology annotation, cellular component: bicellular tight junction; membrane.